CGCGGCGGGCACGGCAGGGCAGGGCAGGGCGGGCGGCAGCGGCCGAACCCGCAGCCCUCCCCCGGCCAUCCCGGCCGGCCCGGCCCCCGGGGAGCGCGGGGCAGCGCCCGGGGGCGGCGGCGGCAUCACCAUGGGCCGGCCGGGCAGGGUGCUGCGGCUGCUGGCGCUGCUGGAGUUGCCCUGCUGCCUGCUGGAGCUGCUGCUCGGGGAGGCGGCCCGCGGGCAGGAGAUGUACGCGCCCCACUCCAUCCGGCUGGAGGGGGACAUCACCCUGGGCGGCCUCUUCCCCGUGCACGCCAAGGGCCCCCCGGGCUCCCCCUGCGGGGACAUCAAGAAGGAGAACGGCAUCCAUAGGCUGGAGGCGAUGCUGUACGCCCUGGACCAGAUCAACAGCGACCCGGAGCUGCUGCCCAACGUCACGCUGGGCGCCCGCAUCCUGGACACCUGCUCCCGGGACACCUACGCGCUGGAGCAGUCCCUCACCUUCGUCCAGGCGCUCAUCCAAAAGGACACCUCCGACGUGAGGUGCACCAACGGCGAGCCGCCCGUCUUCGUCAAGCCGGAGAAAGUAGUUGGAGUGAUCGGGGCGUCGGGAAGUUCCGUGUCCAUUAUGGUGGCCAACAUCCUCCGGCUGUUCCAGAUCCCACAAAUCAGUUAUGCCUCAACUGCACCAGAGUUGAGCGAUGACAGGCGCUAUGAUUUCUUCUCACGGGUGGUUCCUCCAGAUUCCUUCCAAGCACAAGCAAUGGUGGACAUUGUGAAAGCUUUGGGAUGGAAUUAUGUAUCCACUUUGGCAUCUGAAGGGAAUUAUGGAGAAAAAGGAGUCGAGUCCUUCAUGCAAAUUUCCAGAGAGGCAGGUGGGCUCUGCAUCGCCCAGUCCCUGAAGAUCCCCCAGGACCGCAAGGACAAGAGCAUCGACUUCGAUAAAAUCAUCCGGCAGCUGCUGGAGACCCCCAACGCCAGGGCCAUCGUCAUCUUCGCCAAUGACGAGGACAUCAAGCAAAUCCUGGCGGCUGCCAAGAGGGCGGAUCAGGUGGGGCAUUUCCUGUGGGUGGGCUCGGACACGUGGGGCUCCAAGGUGAGCCCGCUGCUGCAGCAGGAGGACGUGGCCGAGGGAGCCAUCACCAUCCUGCCCAAGAGAGCCACCAUCGAGGGGUUCGACACCUAUUUCACCUCCCGCACGCUGGAGAACAACAGGAGGAACGUGUGGUUUGCAGAGUACUGGGAGGAGAACUUCAACUGCAAGCUGACCAUCACUGGCUCCAAGAAGGAGGACACGGACCGUAAAUGCACAGGGCAGGAGCGCAUCGGGAAGGACUCGCACUACGAGCAGGAGGGGAAGGUGCAGUUUGUGAUCGACGCCGUGUACGCCAUGGCCCACGCCCUGCACCACAUGAACCGCGACCUGUGCGCCGACAGCGCCGGGCUGUGCCCCGAGAUGGAGCACGCGGGGGGCAAGCGGCUGCUCAAGUACAUCCGCAGCGUCAACUUCAACGGGGACUUGUCCUGGGUUCUGAGGGCGGAGCAGUGGGAGCUUUGUCCAGCUCUGUGUGAGAGAAGCGCCGCCUGCUCUCCUCCUGUUCUCGAGUGUCCCGAGCCCCGGAGCCUGGCAUCCUCUCAGUGUGGGGCAGCUCUCCUCGGCCCCUGGGAUCCUCCUGCUGGCCCUGCUUUGGGGCCGUGUCCUCCGUGCAGAGGUGCUGCCAUCGAUGCAGCCAGGGCUGUGAUGAAGAGAGGCUGGAUCUGAGCGAGGAGCUCAGUGUGCAUUUUGUGAUCAUUGUUGCCUGGAGAACAAAAGGCCCAAAAUAUGGAAAACUUUAAACCUCGAGUGCUCACGCAGUGAGAUUCUGAAAGUUUUGAAGUGCAAUUGUAUUUUUGCCAGUGAAAAGCUGAAGAUGCUGUUCACAGGAGCCCCUUGGGUGCUCAAACUGCCGUGAACGUGCCCUGAGUAACAAACGCCUUGGCUGGUGACACCUGUGUAACUCCUGUCCUCCUCUUAAUAAUUCAUUUCUCAUCUUUUAGUGAUUAAGAGAUCGAGAUCCUACAAAUUCAAGUCAGAUUGUGUCUGGGUUUGAGGGUUUCCUGCAGGUGUCAAGUGCCCUGUGUCUGUGUGGGGCGAAGGCAGCUCCUUUGUUGGGAACUGAAUUAAAUUGUCACGGCUCUGCAUGAGCAAGAAGCUGCAGCCUGGAGACUGACACAGGUUCUGAACUGCUUACUGGGCUCAGCAAAAUCUGCUAAAUUGUAAUAUAAAGAAAAUAAAUCCUAAAUGAUCAAAAACCAGUGAAAUAAUGACAUGUUUUAAUGAUUGGAAGAUCAAGGGUUAUUUUUGAAACCGCUGUUUCCUCUCUGUGAUAAGGUUUUCAUACAUCACUUUUUAUUAAUUCCAUUAUUUUAUCAAAGGAGCCUGAGCUGGGGCUGGAAUGCUGCGGUGAUGUAAACCAGGACUGACAGACCCUGCAGACAGGUGGCACAGAAAGGGCUCCAGAGCCUCACCUGGCCCACGCAGAGGUUAAGGAGGGCUUGCCCCUGCUGAGCAGAGCCUUGGCUGGAGCCCAAUUACUGCCACUUCAAAGUCAGGAGAGGGGACACGUGUGCCUGACCUGUGCCCCGAGGUUAGCAGUGCUUCCCAUUUCCACAGCUGCUCGUCCUCCCGAUGGAGCACGGGCUUCUCCCAGCCUGUCUGUGUCAUUUUAGCACAGAAGCAGUGAUGGGCCUGGAAACAGUGUUCACUUCUGCCCACACCGUGUCCAGACCCGUGUGUGAGGUCCCAGGGAUGUGCCUUUGGGGCCUCUGCAGUGACCCAUCCCACGGUGCUGUGCAGCCCUGCUGGAUCCAAGGGAUCCUUUGUUGCUAUAAAUGGCUUUGCUGGGGGAUUUGGGGUGCUGUUCCCGUGACGGUGGCCGUAGGUGUGUUCUUGGCUGCGUCCCCCAGCGUUUGUCCCAGCACUGACUUUGGGGUGGCCGUAACAGUGGUGUCCAUCCUCCAUCUGCCUCCUGACGAGCAGACCUAGACCUCCCUCUGUGUUCUGGAGCUGUGUUGUGACGUGGGCAAUCCUCAGAUGUGUCUCUUGAAUUUUGGGAGCCUCACUGGAGCUCCUGCCAUUUCAGGUGUCCCUUUCUUGUCAGCUCUGACAAACCCAAGCUUAACUCACCCUAAGCAGCCCUAAGAGUCGUAAUUAGCCAAAUCCCAUUUAGCACUUGUGCUGCCUUUCCCGAGGAGCCGAGGAAUUACAGCCAUUGCUUCUGAUUCACUCUGAGUGUUCCCACUCAAAUGUAUUCUGGCUCCAUGAAUCUGUAAUGACAAUUAAAUAUCUGCCUGGUGCUCACAAGGAACCAGCGAGGAGAGAUUUCAGUGGCAGAUUUUCUGUACCAGCCUUUGAACUGAAUUUGUAUCUGAUCUCAGAGGAUUGUAGGAGAGACAGGAAACAAUUUACCAGGGCUAGAGUGGAGACUAUGCUAAUUCACUCCUUCAAAUCUUUUUUUCACUCCCUGGAAUUCAAUGAAGAAUGAGAAUCAUGAAGAAAACGAUAAUCUUAAAGUUCAGUGCUACAACAGGAGAGAUUUUUCAUUGCUUUAGGGAAAAAAAGUUACGCAGGAGGAGGAAGCUUUGAAUAUAGAUAUGCUGGAGGAUUGUCAUAAUCUUCAAUCUUGACACAAUAUUACUCUACCCUACCGAAACCUAUUUUAAUAUGUCUGGAAAUAAAUGUCACCCUGGAAGGUUGCUCCUGGAGCUCUGAGGAAAUGAAGCACCGCUUUGAAUUCUCCUCUCGGGAAGGUUCCCGUCCAGUGCUGUGGUAUUUAAAAUGCAGAUGUCCUGCUGGGAGCUCACUUGAGGCUGGGGCUCCGGGCAGCUCCAGGAAAGGUCGGGGGUUCUCUGGCCCUGCACUGCCCCGUGUUUGUCACUUCAGCACAGGGUAAAUAGAGGCAAUCCAGUGGUGGUGCCACAGAGCCCAGAUAAGGAGGACACAAGGAAUGCUCUUCCCAAAGCUGCCUCUGUUCUUUCCCACCCCAGCGCACGGCGAUUACAGGAAUGGAACAUGUUGUGGAGGAGGAAGCUAUUUCUGGAUGCUAGUCAAGACUCACUAGACCCGGGCUGACUUCUGACAGCAGCAUCUCUCAGACGCAGAUGGAACGUUUUCGGGGGGGGGGGAACAGCAUUUAGAGGCUCCAUUCACAGGAGUGAUUUUCACUGGAGAACUCCCUGAGGAACAGGAGAUGGGAGGGAGGCUGGAGGGUAGGAAGAAAAGCCUUCUGAUAUUUCUCGUGUUGGGCGGAGCAGGGUGAGGUAAGGCUGGUCUAGGAUUGCUGUGUUUAUUUUCAGGCAGUAGGGUCAGGCAGAGAUAAUGGAUCUGUGGAGAGGGCCGGGUGAGGGCAGUGUCCUGAAGUGCCUGGUUUGGAUGGCUGGGGGGCUGGAUGGCCUUGGCCUGGAAUGUGCUCCCAGUGUGAAAGCUCUCACCCAUGACCAAAUAAAAGAGAUUUGGUAAAGGUUUGGUGUUGGUUGGUUGGAUUUUGUCUUGUUUCCUUC
Corvus hawaiiensis (hawaiian crow) is the source of this 4521-nucleotide messenger RNA. RefSeq names its product glutamate metabotropic receptor 7 (gene GRM7). Gene Ontology annotation, molecular function: group III metabotropic glutamate receptor activity. Gene Ontology annotation, cellular component: membrane. Lineage: Eukaryota; Metazoa; Chordata; Aves; Passeriformes; Corvidae. Gene Ontology annotation, biological process: regulation of synaptic transmission, glutamatergic; G protein-coupled glutamate receptor signaling pathway. The record is from RefSeq and is a predicted model, not a curated record. The transcript has 7 exons. Bases 131 to 1744 code for a protein of 537 amino acids.